AUGGAGAAGGUGAAAAAUAAUUCAGCAGCUGCCAGUCCACGUGUUCAGUGUGCUCAUUUUUUCUGCAGCCUGGCAUCGGGAACCGGAACGUUUGGCCCCAGGAGAGGGGGCCGGGACCCAGGGUGCCAGAAUCUUACAGUGCGGAGGCGACAGGCCAACGCAGUUCGUUCCUUUUCCUCCCUCCCUCUCUUCUUCUCCCCGCCACCUUCCUCCCUCCCUCCUCCCUCCUCUCUCCCCCCUCCCUCACCCCCUCCUCCCUCCGCGGGUUCUGGGCGUCCUUGGAAGGAAAGGAGAGUGGCCUCGAGGUCGGAGAACUGGCAGCAGUCAUGGCAAACAUCGCUGGGAAGCGGGGACAGGAUCCACCGGGAGGUUGAAACUCGGGUUCCAGGCGGCCUCUGGUGGCGAUCACGGAGGGUGUGCCUCCCGGUCCCGCCCAUCACCCCGCAGCCGGGGACCCUCGGCCACCUCCCGGGCGGACCACCCCGCCGGGGUCUGCUCUGGCCGCUGUCCCCCCGCAUCAUUUGCCACAAGCCCCUUCACUUCAGGGGUGCACGCGGGGCCAUCUCCGCUUCCACAGUGUGGUGUUUAAAUCCGCAACGAUCACAGCCCAGCCGGGGACUCAGCAGGGGACCUGGGCAAGAUGGAUGCAGGGAUUCAACGACGGCCCGGUCUGGCCAAGACAAGCUUCUGGCCCCUCCUACAGCGAUGAUGACAAUCUUAAAAUACCCGACAGACGAACGAGGAAGGAAAACCACCCCUUCUGUCUGAGAGAAUUGUGUGCUAAUGGCCUAAAGCAGUCCUCUGCAAUUUCUUUGGGGGUGACACUAAAGGAACAGAAGG
Symphalangus syndactylus (siamang) is the source of this 840-nucleotide messenger RNA. RefSeq lists its product as uncharacterized. The record is from RefSeq and is a predicted model, not a curated record. Lineage: Eukaryota; Metazoa; Chordata; Mammalia; Primates; Hylobatidae.